Pseudophryne corroboree (corroboree frog) is the source of this 1034-nucleotide messenger RNA. RefSeq names its product mitochondrial ribosomal protein S15 (gene MRPS15). The coding region runs from base 90 to 809 and encodes 239 amino acids. Gene Ontology annotation, biological process: mitochondrial translation. Gene Ontology annotation, cellular component: mitochondrial small ribosomal subunit; ribosome. The transcript has 8 exons. Lineage: Eukaryota; Metazoa; Chordata; Amphibia; Anura; Myobatrachidae. Gene Ontology annotation, molecular function: RNA binding; structural constituent of ribosome. The record is from RefSeq and is a predicted model, not a curated record.
GCCCCUACGCCGGAAAAACCUUUCCGACGUCAGACGCUGGGCGGGGCCGGGGGCGAGGCCUAGUCCCUGCGGCCGGUGACUGACUGGGAAUGUUCGGGCUGCGGAGAGCCGUGUGCUGGGGUCUCCGGUCAGGCCCCGGCCUGGUGUUAGCAGCGCGGCAGCCGUGUGUGGGGGAGAGGAGGCCGGCUGCAGGCUCAAGUCUUAUUCAUGUGGCAAGAACAUAUGCUGUGAUGAAAGAUGGAGUCCCAAGCCAAUUGGAUGACUUGUCUCCUACAAUGCUUAAAAAGCCAUAUGUUGGGGUUCAAAGUGUAGAACGGGUUGAUGAUGUUGUUAAACGAUUAUUGUCCCUAGAUAUGGCGAGCCAGUCUGAUAAAGUCAAGAUUAAAAUACAGCAACUUGUGGACAAAGUGAAGAGAACUCCUGAUGACACCACAUCUGCAGAAGUCCACAUUGCUGCCUUGACGGCCAGGAUCCAAAAUUUCAAGGAACAUGUUCAAAAGUCUCCAAAGGAUAAGGCAAAUAAGAGAAGGAUGCUGAUGGCGAUAGAUCGGCGCAAGAAGAUAUUAAAGUUCCUGCGUCGGACCCAGUACGAUGCAUUUGAACAUGUAUGUACACAGCUUGGCAUUGAGUACACCUUCCCUCCAGAGUACUACAGGCGGGCGACUAAAAGAUGGAUUGCGAAGAAAGCUUUCUGCUUGAAGGUAUAUCAAGAAGGGAAGAAGCUGAAGGCUGCAGGACUAUUUAAAAAGAAAACCCAUAGACCGAAUGCUAGAGUUCCCCUUUACGUGUUCCCUUCUGCGGAAAGCUGAAUUGGCACUGCAUUUCUGUUACACUGCGCAAACCUACCUACAGCAUUCUGCAAAGCUUUCAUCAAGUGCCGAUGCGUGUCUUGGAUUAUAUACUUGUCCCAUCUUAUACCAACGGAUGAAAGCUCUGUAUUUUUGCAUUUAAAUAUAGACUUUAAGGUUUACCUACUUCACACGUGAUUGUGCUGUUGUCCAAAUUGUUCUAAAAUAAAUGUUAAUUUUGUUACA